AUGGCUUUUGUGGCAUUCUACUUUCUGGUCUUUCUGGGCCUGACAUGGAAUGUCUUCCGCCGGAAACGCGACAGCCCUGUGGGAUGGGUCCCAUUAGCUCUGUCCAUCGUGUUCAUGUUCAUUGGUGUCACGGUCUUUCUGGUCAUUCAGCCCGUCUACGAAUGCGGUGCCAUGUCUAACAUGGACUAUAACUCGUCCUCCAUCGCCAUCGACUGGCUUCUUGGCGCUGCGUCCCUUUUCCUCGUCGCGACUCUCAUGGUCCCGAUCUGCAAGAUUGUCACGCAAGGAAGCAAGAUUGUCGGCAUUCUGGGUGGGAUUUACGUGACCUUCCUAGCGGUUCUGUGGACUGCGAGCCUCGCGAUUUCUACAAAGCUCGCAGUCGAUGGCAGCUCCGACUACUACUACGGCUUCCGGUCUGAUAGUCUGCGGAUAGCACUGAAUGGGCUCAGAAUCGCCCUUGGUGUCUUUAUGGUCAUUGGUGUUCUUCUUGCUGGGCUAGUCAUGAUUGUGCAGAUUAUCCGCAAGUCGCAUCUUCGAAAGGGGGUAAGCCUUGCCAACCUGCAUCCAGCAAUGAUGCAUAGAUUCUAA
Aspergillus terreus NIH2624 is the source of this 588-nucleotide messenger RNA. RefSeq lists its product as uncharacterized. The transcript is spliced from 2 exons. The record is from RefSeq and is a predicted model, not a curated record. Bases 1 to 588 code for a protein of 195 amino acids. NCBI's taxonomy places the organism in Eukaryota, Fungi, Ascomycota, Eurotiomycetes, Eurotiales, Aspergillaceae.